AUGCCACAAAACUAUGAGAAGCCUAAGAAAUAUGUGCCAGGGCCUGGUGACCCUGAACUGCCACCUCAACUGACAGAGUUUCAAAAUAAGAAUACCGAUGAAGUAAUCGAAGAGUUGAAUAGAAUGCCUUUUUUCAUGACCAAAUUGGAUGACACAGAUGGAGAUGGGGGAAACAACUUGGAGCUUGAGGCUUUAAAGGCUUUGGCUUACGAAGGGGAGCCUCACGAGAUUGCGGAAAACUUCAAAAACCAGGGCAAUGAUCUGUACAAGGCUAAGAGGUACAAAGAAGCAAGGGAAAUGUAUAAUAAAGGAUUGGAAAUCAAAUGUGAUGUUGCAAAAAUCAAUGAAGCGCUCUAUUCAAAUCGUGCUGCCUGUGAAUUGGAGCUUAAAAACUACAGACGUUGCAUCAACGACUGCAAGCACGCCUUACAACAUGGGCCGAAGAAUAUUAAAUGUUACUUCAGGAUGGGUAAAGCUUUCUUUGCUUUGUCUAAACUAGAUGACGCAGAGGAAGCAGUAAAUUUUGGGCUGAAGUUUGAUUCUUCUAAUGCAUCCUUAAAAUCGCUGCUAGCUCAGAUUGUAAAGACAAAGGAAGAUCUUCUUGCUCAAGAAGCGAAGAGAUUGGCUGAGCUCAAGGAAAAGGAAAAGAAACAAGCACUUCUCGAUGCCGCUCUUAUUUUGCGUAACUACACCUUGGUGAGCACUUCAAGUCCCCCUGAAUUCUUAGAGCAAACCAAGCUAUACCUAGAAAAUGAUGAAGACAUCGAGUCGCAAUUGAUUUUCCCCUCAGUAAUAGUUUACCCUACUAUUGACGAAAUAGAUUUUGUUGCAUCGGUGGGAGAAUUGAGCACACCCGGAGAUCUCGUGGAUAUUGUUUUGCAACGACCACAGGAGUGGUUCGAACAAGAAAACCACCGUAGCUUCACCCCAAAGAACCUCAUCUGUUACAUGGAAACCGAAAGUGGAGGUUUAACGAAAGUCGGUAAAAAGGUCAGCUUCCAUGAUGUUCUAAAGCUUGAAAAGCCAAAUGUGCCUCUGUUUGAUAAGGCACUCAGGGUAUACAUGGUACCCAAGUCGGAGAGUACGCAAUGGUUAGAAAAAUGGGAUAAAAACGAGGCACUGGAAAGACGCCUCAAGAAUUAA
This is a messenger RNA of Lachancea fermentati, 1143 nucleotides long. The record is from the annotation of a GenBank genome assembly. Lineage: Eukaryota; Fungi; Ascomycota; Saccharomycetes; Saccharomycetales; Saccharomycetaceae.